Molecule: messenger RNA, 1667 nt
Organism: Leptonychotes weddellii (Weddell seal)
Lineage: Eukaryota; Metazoa; Chordata; Mammalia; Carnivora; Phocidae
Source: RefSeq, a predicted model, not a curated record
AUGAGCACCAUCUGCCUUCAGCAACCAAGUUGGUUGUAUUCAGGAGAUCUUGUGACAGGUCUUUUAUCUUUUGGAGUAAAAGAAUCCGCUUGGGUGAAUAAAAUCUUCACAGCUAUUAAUAUCUUGGUCCUUCUCUUCGUUAUGGUUGCUGGGUUUGUGAAAGGAAAUGUGGCAAACUGGAAGAUUAGUGAAGAGUUUCUCAAAAAUAUAUCAGCGAGUGCCAGAGAUCUGCCUUCUGAAAAUGGAACGAGUAUCUAUGGGGCUGGUGGCUUUAUGCCUUAUGGCUUUGCGGGAACUUUGGCUGGGGCUGCCACCUGCUUUUAUGCCUUUGUGGGAUUUGACUGCAUUGCAACAACUGGUGAAGAAGUCCGGAAUCCUCAGAAAGCUAUUCCUAUUGGAAUCGUGACUUCUUUGCUUGUUUGCUUUAUGGCCUACUUUGGAGUCUCUGCAGCUUUAACACUUAUGAUGCCAUACUACCUCCUGGAUGAGAAAAGCCCGCUUCCGGUAGCAUUCGAGUAUGUUGGAUGGGGUCCCGCCAAAUACGUUGUUGCCGCGGGUUCUCUCUGUGCUUUGUCAACAAGUCUUCUUGGAUCCAUUUUCCCAAUGCCUCGUGUAAUCUAUGCUAUGGCGGAGGAUGGGUUGCUUUUCAAAUGUCUAGCUCAAAUCAAUUCCAAAACGAAGACACCAAUAAUUGCUACUUUAUCAUCGGGUGCAGUGGCAGCUGUGAUGGCAUUUCUCUUUGACCUGAAGGCACUUGUGGACAUGAUGUCCAUUGGCACUCUUCUGGCCUACUCUCUGGUUGCUGCGUGUGUUCUCAUCCUCAGGUACCAGCCCGGCUUAUCUUAUGAGCAGCCCAAAUGCUGUCCUGAGAAAGCAGCUCUGGGGUCAUGCGGCAUUGCUGCCUCGAAGAGCAAGUCGCAGGUAGCCAUGCUGCAGGGGCAAGGCCUCAGCCUGCACAUCCUCGUCAGCCCCUCGGCUCUGCCUACACAGCAGUCGUCUUCUCUCGUGAGCUUUCUGGUAGGAUUUCUUGCAUUUCUUGUUUUGGGCCUGAGUAUCUUGACCACUUACGGAGUCCAAGCGAUUGCCCGGCUAGAAGCAUGGAGUGUUGCUCUUCUUGUCCUGUUUCUUGUUCUCUGCAUUGCCGUUGUGCUCACCAUUUGGAGGCAGCCCCAGAAUCAGCAAAAAGUAGCCUUCAUGGUUCCUUUCUUACCAUUCUUGCCAGCCUUCAGCAUCCUGGUGAACAUCUACCUGAUGGUCCAGUUGAGCGCAGACACUUGGAUAAGAUUUAGCAUUUGGAUGGCACUCGGAAUCCUGUAGAACCCUGUAGAUUCUGUUUCUCCAACUUAAUGGGUGACAAAAAAAGCCUCCAAAAGUCAAGGGAUUGAAUUUGUGGAUGGCAGUGCAAGACUCUGAUUCCAAAGCCAGUUCUUUCCAGUGUCCCAGUGGAUUUCUGAAGACAUUUUGAAUGAGCUAAGAGCAAAAAAUUUCUUUUGUUAUCUAAAUUUCUUAUUAUUUGAACCUUGGGAUUUAGCAUUAAAUAAGAUGAGUGAGCUUAUUUAUAUCUCUACUACAUGGUUUUUUAUUAUGAUUCCUUUCCCAUGUGAAAAUUGAGUUAGAAAAUGAGAGUUUACAUUUGGUGUAACUAAAGCACUGAGCAGUUGUCUUAU